GUCAAACUGAAUUCAAUUUGUAACCGUUUAUUUAUUGCCUUUAUUAUCAUCCUCAACAAUCAUUAUUAUCUAUCGUUUCAAACCGAUUACUUGCAAAUAUUUUUCAAAAUGCCAGAAAUAAUCACCACCGUCCCACCGUUUGGAUUCACUGUAGAAAAUUUAAGCGAGGGGGACGCUCUCUCUACUGAUCGUUCAACGACAUCAGAUCUCGCUUCACCUAAUAGCAGCAGUGGUAUUAGAUCCACUGAUGAUGACUCGACUAGAUGUAAGCCACCGCAGAUGAAAAGCGGACAAACCAAGAAGUCUCGUCGAUCCAUCGGCCGACGGUACCAGAAAAGGGUUUCGGCAAAAGUUGAUUCACCACAAAAGUGCGCCGCUGCUCUCAAUCUGAAAUCUCAAAUUCCACGUGCCUUGUUAUUUACGCCAACAUCGUCCCCGGCUUCGCUUAUCACAAAAGUUUCUCGCUUCUUAUCGCCGAAGCCAAAUUCCAAAGCAAACUGCACCGAAUGUAAAACCAUAAAAUCGACUGAUGGGCAAAUACUAACUAACGUAGAAUUAGGGGCAACGCAAGAGGCCGUAGAUGCCACUUUUCAAAACCUGGAAGUUGUCAAAGUAUCGAAUUUACGUUCAAGCCCAAAUCCUUUCCAAGGACGAAAUACAGCUGCUAUUUUGAACUUUCGAAUACGCAAAUCUGUUACGCAAAUGGAUUUACGACGUACUCGUCGUGAUAAUAGCAAAAGCUUCGAAUUGCUGACUGCGUCACAGCCCCAGUCACUUAGUGGAUUGUCAGGAGAAGCUAGUGCAUUGCUGUCGAAUAGAGAAACGGGUAUAGCAGGCAUUUUAGGUGGCUCGAGUCAAUCGUCAUUAGUAAAUAAAAUGUUUGACCAGAAUAAUUAUUACUAUGUAAUCCAAGAUCGCGAUCCAAAGGUUGCAGGAAUGCGUAUUUUUGCAACAAUUAUGCUUAACGCCUGGCGUAAGCGACGUGAUGAGGUGAAACGCCUUAUGGAGGAAGUAAACCAUUUAAAGCGUGGUUCCGUCAAAGCAAAAAAUCAACUGCAUGUAUUCAAUACACUUUUCCGAGUCGAGCAAAAGCGUAAUAACGAGUUGAGUGUCCAACUGAAACGCUCCUUAGAGGAUAUCAACAACACAAAAUCCUCUUGCGAGAGUCUAACUACUUCACUUAUCAGCUUGAAGGCUGACAGAGCUCUUCUGGAACAGCAGAUUCAAAUGAAAGAGCAAGAAUUUGACGGUCUCAAUACUAUUCUCAGCCAGACAAAGUCCGACCUAUUUAAAGCAAUGGCUCAACAGCGAGAACUACAAGCUAAUUUGUCAAUCGAGCAGCGCAAGGUGCAAACACUCGAAGCACAAAAGAAUGAGCUCAUUAAUGAAAUUUGCGAGAUAAAUAGUGCAUCUUUGCUAAAGGAGGAAAUUUUGAACAAUGACAUAAAGGCGAAAGACAAUGCUUUAACCGAGGCGCUCAAUAAACUGGAGUCAUACGAAUGGGAAAUCAAAGAGUUAAAGCAGAAAACAUUAAUUUUGGAUAAUUGCUUGGCAGUGGAAUCGAAUUUGCGAAAAGAAGUCUCUAAUUUAUCGCAUGAGGUGGAAACUCUGCAACAAUGCUUAGCUGCUACAUUGGGCAACCGCUUGCGCACCUGCUGGAACAACUCGAUUGCGUAUCAGCGUGCCACAAUGCAGCUGGUGCAUUGGAUUGCUUAUUGUACGCUCCCUGCCACACCAGCACCAAAAAUCUCUGCAUUCCCGUUUGGUCUAACCCUUGAGAAGGCUUUGAGUAUAGUUAAACGUUAGCGCUUUCCUCACGUAACGCAUACCGAGUUGAUCACAGCUACUUGCUUUCUUUUAAUUGUAAUUAUUUAAUUUAUUUCCAUAUUUUAUAUCUUCGAUUUUGAGUUAUCGCGUGGUGGCUUAAUAUACGCUCUAUGUAUGAUAUGUUAUCAAGAUGAAUAUGUACAUACUAAUAAUGCUAAUAAUGAGACGUAUCCAAUAAAUUAUGGUUAUAUUGACCAAUUCUUAUGAACCA
Molecule: messenger RNA, 2038 nt
Organism: Ceratitis capitata (Mediterranean fruit fly)
Lineage: Eukaryota; Metazoa; Arthropoda; Insecta; Diptera; Tephritidae
Exons: 5
Coding region: 109-1806 (565 amino acids)
Source: RefSeq, a predicted model, not a curated record